AUGGAGAAUUACUAUGAUUAUUCUAUAGAUGAAGAUUUUGAUGAAAGUUUCAGUACUGACCAAGAUGAACCAUUAUUCGUUCAUGAUUAUUUGGCUGCUAUGAAGGCAAAACAUUGGUUAGAAGAACAAGAUUCUUCAGAAAUAAUAGAAUAUGAUGAUGAUAGUGAAAAUUCAUUAUCUGAAGAUGAGCAUAUGGAUCGCCAAUUUUUAAAUAUAGAAGAAAAUCAACGAUCACCUUGUGUUAUUAUCGAUAAUUUAAAAGGGGAAAUUAGGCGCUGUAAUUCAAUUAAUAAUCUAAGAUCAGUAUCUCAAUUAGUUGGAACUUGGGAAAUAGAAUUAACACAGGAAGAAAAUUCUAAUAUAGCUACUUUAGACUGUUUUGAAAGCAAUGGCAGACAUAUUCAUAAAUGUGAAGGAAAAAAGUCUCAAACAUGUGUUAAAAACGACUUGCAUAAAGAUGAUACUAACCAAGCUUUAAAAUUAUUCUCACGUGUUGCAUAUGAUACAUUAUUAGAAAAUCAAAACGCAAAUGAGUUAUUCUUUACAAAUACAACAAAUUGUUUACCUAGUCCGCUACUCAUAAAAACCGCUAUGAAGAUUAAUGCAUUUGAUUAUUAUUUAUCUACAGAUAAAAAAUAUGUAAAAGCAGAUAAAUACAGACAGCACAGAGAAGCAUUAGGAAAUUUUAUAUGUAACUCACAUAAAAAUAUUGAGCAACAUCGUAAAAUAUUAGAAAAAGAGCAUGUUAGUAAAUAUAAUCUAUUAACAAAAUUAAUAAAAGGACCAAAUAUUUGGAAUGUUGCAGUAAUUAAUAAUAUUGAUUUCAAGGAUAUUGUUUUUCAAUAUAGCAAUAUUUAUGAUGUCACAAG
This is a messenger RNA of Racocetra fulgida, 869 nucleotides long. The record is from the annotation of a GenBank genome assembly. Lineage: Eukaryota; Fungi; Glomeromycota; Glomeromycetes; Diversisporales; Gigasporaceae.